Molecule: messenger RNA, 1953 nt
Organism: Xylaria bambusicola
Lineage: Eukaryota; Fungi; Ascomycota; Sordariomycetes; Xylariales; Xylariaceae
Product: Adenylosuccinate synthetase
Exons: 17
Coding region: 47-1276 (409 amino acids)
Biological process (GO): 'de novo' AMP biosynthetic process; IMP metabolic process
Cellular component (GO): cytoplasm
Molecular function (GO): adenylosuccinate synthase activity; nucleotide binding
Source: RefSeq, a predicted model, not a curated record
CAUCAAGGCUCACCAUAAAAACUGAAAGCUUUCUUUUAUUUAUAUCAUGGCCACAAUCAUUUUAGGCGCGCAGUGGGGGAAUGAGGGCAAACACAAACUCGCCGAGAAAUUGGUCAACGAGGGCCGCUUUCAGCUUUGCGCACGGGCAGCGGGAGGACACGAUGCUGUGCAUUCGAAAACUACUGAUGGCGUUGAUCUGGUUUCCCAUCUGCUCCCAUCUGGCCUCAUGAACCCAACCUGCAUGAACCUCAUCGGCUCUGGUGUCGUCUUACACAUUCCUACGUUCUUCAAGGAACUGGAAACGUUCGAGGCUAGAAGCAUACCAAGUGUACAAGAACGCAUACUCAUAUCUGACCGGUGUCAGAUUGAUCUAGAUCUUUACGCCGCUGUGAGAGCUCUAGAAACCCCCGAUUCAUUUAUCCCGUGGCAACAUGAUAGUACAGCGACUAUGAGAAAUGGCAUUCGUCUCUACGAGAUAUUUGACCAAGAAGCCUUUGAAACAAAGCUGAGAAAGCUCGCGAAUCUCUACGGAGAGCGGUUCGGGCAUGCACUCCAGUAUGACCCCGAGGGCGAGAUUCAGCGCUUCCGAGAGUACAGGCCAAAGUUGGCUGGAUUCUGCGUCGAUGCCGUCCAUCUCGUUCAGAACAUGCAGGACUUUAACACCAAGUUCCUCGUAGAAGGCCACAGUGCCUUGAUGUUCGAUAUGAACUACGGCGCAUUUCCUUAUGUCAUAAGUAGCAAUACAAGCCUGGGGGGUAUAUUCACGGGGCUUGCUAUUCACCCUAAGAAGAUCGAUCAGAUAAUCGGUGUUGCUGAGGCUUAUACUACACGACUUGAUGGGGGGAUAUUUAAAACAGAGGACCACAGCGAUAUUGGCAUCGAUAUGCAGACAAUAGGUCAAGAGUGGGAUACUAGCACGGGAAGGAAGCGCCGAUGUGGAUGGAUCGAUCUCGUCGCCUUGAAGUACUCGACAGCUGUCAAUCAUUACACGUGCCUCAAUCUUUCCAAGCUCGACAUCCUUGACAAGUUCCCUGUCAUCAAACUUGCUAUAGCAUACAAAGAUCCGGAGACAGGAGAUCAGAUCGAAAACUAUCCAGCCGACCCCAGUAUCCUAGAGAGGUGUGAGGUAGUGUACCAUGAAAUGAAGGGAUGGCAGCAGCCGAUCAAGGGCAUAAACACGUUUGAGAGCUUGCCGCAGCAGGCACAAGCCUACGUUAAGUUUAUUGAGGAGCAUUGUGGUGUCUCAAUUGCCCGGAUUGGCACAGGCCCCAACUGAGACGACAUGAUCAGUCGCCCGACCCCGGUCACUAUCUAACCCUGUACCCGUGUCAUGCCUUGACCGGCCCCCGCAGAUUCGAAGGAUACCUAGAGCCAUAAGUUAUGUAAAGAAUAGUCUGCAUAGUAGCUCUUAUCUCGGAGCCGACCUUAACAGGAGGUCCGGCCUGGGACAAAGUGGUGUCGGGACCGUGAUGUGAUGUUACACAACGGGUUGCAACAUGCACGCCGUGGUCAUACGGGCGUAGGAUGCCGAUGGACAGCAGAACGCAAGCAUACAUAAGUUCCCAAGGGUUGUCGUUAUAACUAGCUGGGGUUCGAGGUUAACUUGACAGAUAUAGGCGGGGAUAUGGCUCUGCGAAUUAGCCCUUUUAUCACUAGGGCAGCCGUUCCUAGAUCUUCUGGUCUGUCGGAUCAUCCGCUGCCUAAUGUACUGUAGAUACCGACGACACAUAAGAUCAGCAAUCCGAUCAGAUCCUGCUGCCUACGGCAUGCGCGUCUUGCACGAUACUACAGUAAGUGUCAUUGUGGAAGCGCCUAUCGAUCAGACUUUGUCCACUCUGUCUAGCAUAAUUUGAAAUGUUCUGCAGUGCAAUGCGCCUCCUCUUCUGCCGAUCACGGGAAAACACCACCAUAGCAACAACCUUUAAACCAUCGCACGCGUAUCCAAUUAGCCUC